GCGCGUUAAGGUCUGAGUCAGUAACGACAUGGAUUCAGAGGGUUGUGCUGCAGACGUAAACAAUACCCCUGCAGAGAUCAUCUGCCAGCAGCAUGGACAAAGUAUGCAUGAUUCAGAGGCUGGCAGACCGUACACAGGUCCUGACAAUGAUGGAAGACCAUUUAGUAACACUCAGGAUUCAAGCGUGCAGCCACUCAUAGACAGAUCUGAGACUUUACAACUAGAGUUUCAGGAUAGCCAUUUGUCACCUGCACUUACCCUGCUUCCCUGCCUGGACAAAUCUCACCUUCUUUCUGACUCCACAUUUUUUCAGCAUACAGAUGCAGAAUUUGUCCCUCUUCGGGGAUUUCCUGACUUCUCGGUUAUGUCUGAGAGAUGCCCUAAGACUUCAAAUGUAGCUGUAACUGAUGAUUCCCACCUCCAAAAUACUAUUCAUGACCAGGCUACACUUUCCCAGCACCCGUUGGAGGGUGAUAAAAGCUGCUGUUCACUGUCCCAGCACAGCCUGUCACCUGGAGACCAUUGCAAAGGGCUUGAGGACCACGGGAGUGUUUCAUAUGGUGCUGAGGACAAAAUCAACAGACAUAUGGAAGGAGAGGAGCAGACCAUUGCAGAGCAGCAUAGUGAGGGAAUGUCUGCUCGGCUCUUAUUAGAGUUCAAGGACCAGGAUGUUAUUGUGGCUGUUAGUGACAGCAGUGCCAUUUCUUCUGCAUCUGAACCUGCCUCAAAUCACCAAAACACAAACAAAAGCCAGUCAGAUCCUUCCAUGAAUCUUCAAAAAAGCAGAGAGCAGCCCCAAGGGGGCUCAUUGUCAUUAUCAUCUUCAUUUCAGAAGGCUGUAGAUGUGUCAAAUAUAACUUUUCGUGAUUCACGGAUGCUUUCACACCAAACAACUGACCAUCUCCAUGAUCAGCUUCUGUCUGUAGGACAAAGAGGCUCCAUCUCGGCACCAGCAAGUAGGCACCAUAGUGGGAACAAAAGCUCUCAUAGUGGACUAUGUGUCUCAUCAGCUGGUGAAGGUGUGAUGCAUGUACCAGAUCUACAGAGAGCGCUCUGGAGUUCCGGUCAUCUAACAGCAGCAGAUGGUUCAUUCUUGAGCUCUCGGCCUGUGUCUCAGUCCACACCUGCGCUACCUCUUGUCAGACCCCCACCAGCAUUGACCAAACUCUCACUCAUACACUCCAAACUUGAGCUUGUUGCUUCUGUGGCUACAUCGUCCCAAAACAAUCACUCAAUAACUGGCUUAAUUCCAUCGUUGGACCUAAGAGAUCAACAUUCCUUUCCCAUCCACUCUCAAACAACAGCUACAGUUCCUAGUGGACCUUCAGAGACUGUGCAAACAAUGUCACAUGCCCAUCCCAUUUCAAACAAACAAGUUUCUACUGCUGGUUUAAAUCCACAGGCCUCUGAUACACCUCACUUCAACACUCAGCACUUUUACUCUGGUGCAAUGUUAAAAGAUAAGGUCUCUCUGGCCCUUGGGAGAGUACACUCGCUUCCCAGUUUGAGCUACUUACAAAAAGUAGAUGCCUGGAAAGCCAAUCAAAGUUCUAGCAGGUCAUUUUAUGAUAAUUUGGCUCUACAGGGGUUUGAUGGUGUGUCGCCCAAGAAAAAAGCACAGGAUGUGGUGUCUGACACACUUAAUCACAUGCUUUCUCGAGACACGCGUCUGACAUUUGGUGCUAAUUCCAGCUCCCAGAUGACUCAACCACUUUCCUCUUCUCAUUCUAGAAGCGGCUCACCCCGUCGGGUGGAUGUGUGUAGAGGACAAGCAUCUGAGUCACCUGUCAAUCGCUCACACUCUCACUCCUCCCUGAGCUCUGUGGUGACCUCUAUUCAGAGAGACACAGGUACACACAGUCAGCAAGUUCUAGUGGCACAAUCUAAUGACAUAAUUCCUGCUACCAGAUCGUUUGACCAUCAGUUGUCCUUAGUUUCUGGUGAAAGGGGUGAAGGAAGGAAUAGCUCAGCUCCUCACAUGGAUAAAAGCUCGGUCAAGAUGUCUCCUCUCCUCAGUCUGGGUCGCUUCAGUGACGUGUCAUCAAGCCUCAAUAUGAGCAGCACUCUCUCUAGCUCUCAGGGCAGUUGCCAUGGCGAGCAGAGUAUGCGGGCAUCAGUGGGAGCCGCCUCUUCUGUAGUGAGUCUUGAGGUUGAUAAUUAUGCACCCUACUGGACCUCCAGACCUGCAUCCCCUCCUCACACUAGGGAACUCAACAUUGAAGAUAGGAUCCCUUUGUACCUCUUAAAUUUGGGUAUCGACCAAUCACCUUCAACAAUCUUAAAUCCAUUUACUCGUCGAGGACCAAUCAGAGAGCCUGAAUUCUCUCCUACUGACUUAUGUACCAUCAAAGGCUCCAUAGGAACACCAACUAAAAGCACACAGCCAUCUGAAGUUGACAGUCUUCAGAAGGAGACAUUCUCCAGUUCUAGUCAGCUCUCAGCUGACUCCAGUGCUUCUGUCACACACCCAUUGUCAGUGCAUGAGCAAGGCCAACCAGCCAGUGACAGAUCUGUGAAGAAGAUAAUCAGCCAGGCGGAUACUCCACCAAGACUUCAUUCAACUUUACAUCCUUCAUCAAGCUUACAGCACUCUGAUGCUCCACAAUGUGAAGGAAGCUUUGGCCUUCCAAGCCAAAUCAGCCCAAAAACUCUGCCUCCUCCAGGAACCAGAGAAGUGGUAAAGGAGGAGGAUGACUCUUUUGUAGGCUCUGGCACACUGCAUGAAAUCAGACGUCUGCUGGGCCAGGCAGAAAGCCUUGUUUCUGGUCGAUCCUCUCUGACUUCCUCCUCCGGCUCACACCGCCUCUCAGAGAGUGACACAUCCCUUGUUUCACUAGGACGAAACAUUCAAGGUUACCAUGAUGACACAUCUCUGUCAGCUGGUGGAAACCUUUCUUUGCUGCUGACUCGCUCUUCAUCAGAUUCGGCUUUGAAAGGAAGCUUGUCAUCCUCGCAAGGACCACAACAAAAUGACUUCACAACUAUAGAGCCUACCGCUCUCUCUUUGAGCAGAGAUGAAAGUUUGAAGUCACGUGACCUCUGUGUGACCCCAAGGCGGGCUGAGCCUGAGGGCUACAGUGCUGCAGACCCAGAUAAGGCAAAGCCACCUACAGCCACAUCUGCUGUGCAGAUAAAUGUUCCUUCGAUACCAGGGAACCUUCUGCAGAACCAGGACCUGACUGAGGAUGAUGCGUUUGGCUCUUCAGAGAAUAAUUCGUCCCAUGUCUCAGCUGAGGUUGAAAGUAUGAGUGACAGUAGCAACGAGAGUUCAUUGGCUGCCAGAGUUGCCAAACUCCUGCAGAGUGAGUCGCCUGUUUCUAUGGUUACAAGCCGGCCAAGCACCAGUGACCCAGAAGAUAGCCGUGCCCGAGAAUGGAUCCUGAUGAAGGUUUCUGGCCGCCGAUGUGAAAGCUUAGAACUAAACGCUGAGGACAGAGAGAGAAUUGAAGACAUCAAAAGAGAACUUCUACUGAACACCAAAUACACCAAGUGGAGCUCAGAUUCUGAGGGCAGUACUCAGUCGAGUGUUGGUCCUGAAUCUCAGCUGACAAAGGGCUUUGUUGGACUGCGUAACAUGGAGAAUCAUAACUCAGAUCAGCUGCAGAAAGUUGAUCCAAAACCUUUGGACAAAGUUCCAUUUUACACACCUUUACAACAGGAUCUAGAGGCCAAAGUUCACCAGAUCGCCCUUAGAGAGGGGCCCAGCUCCCAGCCUUUUACUUCUAUUACUAUAGCAACCACUCACCGCACUCCAUCUCCUCAGUCACCGUCACAUUGCCCUAUCACUGCUACUGAGGAAUUGGACAAUAUUGUUCCUGACCAUGAGACUCUAGAGAGCACAAGCCAAAUGAGACUUCAGCCAGCUGUUAUACCUAAUGUAUCUGGCAGAGAAAAAGAGACGGUGAGAGAAGGACAACAUAGAGAAGAGAAGAAAAGAGAAGAAAUGACUGAUGACAACAAAGAGAACAUUGUUACGAAUGAUCCCCAGAGUAUCCAAAUAAUACCUCACAUGGACUAUACUGUCACAGGCAGUAACCAGAUAUUAUCCAGUGCUGCGUCAGGCUCAACUUUUGGCAAGAAGUCCCACCUCUCUCACAUUCACGUCAACUUAUCACCCAAACAUCAGUCCAAUCCAAACUAUUUAAGCAGACUACCCAGUCAAAACACUAGUAAAGAUGUCCCACCUCCCGUGGUGUCAGGCAUGACUGAUGAACAUCUGCAGUCCAUACACCGAAUCUCAACAUCAAAUCAUGCCAGAUCAUAUGAACACAGAGAGCCAGUUCAAGGCCAGAAUGCAGGAAUAGUCAGUGCACACUUACAGGCCAGAUACCCACAAACCUUUGCUCCCUCUCAGAGGCUGGCUGGGACAUCCAGAAAUCUCUCUGUUCUAGCAGCUGUCCCUGCCCUGUUGCCAUACAAACCACAUGGGAGCUCCAAGCUGUUCUACAUCCCGCAAGCUGAUCCAGAGCUUUCUCCUGGUCACUCUGACACAACUGUUGAAAGCUCUCACUCAGGUUCUGAUGAUGCUGUCCCUCCACACUUUAAUACAGACAUUUUAGGCUCUAGAGAGCUAGAAGACAACAUAAUUACACCAAAACACAAGAAAGGCAUCUACAGUAAGAGGGCCAAUAUGAAGAGAGUUUAUGUUUCUGAGAAGAACAUGGACAUUGUUGGCAUAGAUGAGGAGUAUAAAGAUGAGGAAGAAAAGUUUGUCCCCUUACACAUGGAGGCAGACUACAGUACAUAUGAUGUGCAUCUUCACAGCAGCACCAUGCAGGAGCCCAAGUUUCCACUAGAACCACACCAUUUACCUUCUCAGCCAAUCAGAAAGCCCUACAGGGGGAACAAGAAAGAGCGGGACAGAACACCUCAUGAUGUUAGCAUAGAGAUUAGCAGUUCUCUGGACCAGCUGUGGCGUCGCUUCAGUGAAAAAUGGAGCAUGGAGGAGACCCGACCAACUAAUGAGGGAGAGACGUCUCUGCUUGAUAGACUAGAGCGUCUGUCUCGUCUCAUUCACAAUACCUCUCCAAAAGACCAAACUAUACAACUAGCAGACAGCAGGAAAGGAGAGUGUUACAGGAGGAGUGAUCGAGAGGAUGGGACCACAGAGGGAGGAGAGCAAAGAGAAAGAGUCCAGUUAGAAGUGACUCCACAACAAGCUUGGCUUGAGCAUGAAGAGAGCCAGGAGAGAGUGCAUCGCUGUCCUGCCGAGAGAGAUGAGUCUGCGAGUGUGGAGACAAGCAGUAGCCUGUCCACCAUUGACACAGAGCGGCUGCUGCAAGCUUUUGGACCUCACUGGGUCACCAGUAAAGGACUGAAAAGCAGUGACAGCUUGCUCAGACUUUACAACACCAUCAAUAUGCAGAAAACUGUCCGAAGGAAACCCAGUACUAAACAUGCUGCCAUCUCUGUUGCUACCGAUGAUGUGAGCACGGAUGACUCCACAGUCUCUGCUGAUUCAUUAUCAUCUUCAAGCACUUUUUCCCAUCAUUCUCAAAGAGGUAUCUCCAAAAACCUCAAUUCCAAAAGGUCAAAAGUCAAACUGGUCAGCAAAGGUGUACAGGCAGGUGAUUUGGAAAUUGUUAUAAAUGGCACCCGCAGACACACUCGGGACGUAGGCACCAUCUUUCCCUCACCAGGUGCUUUCAAAAAUGUCCAUUUAACAAACACGUUUGGCAGAGACAUUCAGAGUGGCUUUCCCAUCUCCACUGCUUCCACAUCUAAACCCAUCCAAACCCUGACUGCUCUGAAGAAAGACACCAGCAACAAGAGCAUCCGGACCCGUUACCCAAACGGUGUAUCAUGGUUUGUCUCCGCUGAUGAGCUUAGGUGUGAUGGUCGCAAGGAAAACCAGCCACAGAGUGAAUCAGCACCUUGCCCAAGCCAAGCCUGGUUUGAGCCUUACAGUAGAACCAAACCCUGGAGAGAAACGACCAGAGAACCUCUAAGAGAGAGACAGAACCAGCAAGAGUCCAUAACAGCUACGGAGACAGAUAUCAGUGACAAACCCUCAGCUCUUGUUCGAAUUUCACUACAGGAAGCUCUGGAGCUCCAUCGGCCGGAGUUUGUAUCUCGUUCACGGGAGCGGAUGAAGCGUCUGGGGUUGCUGGUUGAAGAGAGGAGGUUACAGGCGGUCUUCAACAGAGAGAGAGAAGAGCUCUUCAGUUGCCCCGCACCAUCAUGUCCAUACAGAGCAGCAGCUCCAGUACCCCAUAAACGAGUCGUUCCAAGAAAAGAGAUGGUCCAAAGAUCUAAAGAUUGGGUAGGGAGGAAAUCACACAGUCAGAGAAUAGACAGAACAGACAGACUCAGGAGGAAAUACGCUCAACUUCCUGAGGUCCAGAAGAGAAGGGAGGAGGAAAGGAGACGGGCGGAGUACCAUUCCUACCGCCUCAACGCUCAACUCUUUAACAAGAAAGUCAGCAAUCAUGUGUUGGGAAGGAGAGCACCCUGGCAGUGAGCUAGAAUCGACUCAACAUUUCAAAAAGCCUUACUGUUCGUUGAAUGUGACAUGUCCUCUGAGUGUUUUAUAUGGGGUGAUAUUUUAGAAUGGUUGUGUGUUAUGCGAGUGUGCUUAGAUAUAUGUGUGCAUUCUGAUUUUAGGUGUGAGAUUUUAUAUAACUGUGAUUUUGUGUUAUUUAUGGAGUUGCAGUGUUGGGUUGUUUAUUAUGCCUCUUAUAGUUGCAAAAUACAUUUUUAUUAUGUCUGUUUUUGCUAAGUUUUAACAAUAUUUUU
Messenger RNA from Sinocyclocheilus anshuiensis, 6735 nucleotides. RefSeq names its product ALMS1 centrosome and basal body associated protein (gene alms1). The transcript has 19 exons. Gene Ontology annotation, biological process: regulation of centriole replication. Gene Ontology annotation, cellular component: centriole; centrosome; cytosol. Lineage: Eukaryota; Metazoa; Chordata; Actinopteri; Cypriniformes; Cyprinidae. The record is from RefSeq and is a predicted model, not a curated record. Bases 29 to 6460 code for a protein of 2143 amino acids. Gene Ontology annotation, molecular function: microtubule binding.